CGGACGAAGAAGAAGGGCCUAUUCCUCCAGCAGACUGUCCCAAAGUUUGUGAAAUUAUCACUCGGUGUAAUUUCUUGACUAAACUUAACAGAGAGUGUGGGUAAGCGGGUCGUAUGAGUGGACACCGACCGCAAGAAACUGCGACUCCUAAAUGAAACCAGCGCCACUUGUGUUAACAUCUACGCCUGCGCACUCCGUACAGAAUAUCGAGCCGCCCUUCCUCCGCGCCAACUUGCACCGCAGGGUCGGACAGACAUCGACUCACAACAGCCCUGAGUUGAUUUCCUGACCUAAUUGUUCAGUUUUCCGGCACAGCAUGGAGAACCCGGAUCGCAUCGACCACGGUAAAGAACUGCGAGAUGAAGAGAAGACGGCCACCUUGGUCCUUAACGAGGAAUGCAGCGAGAAAGCUGUCGCUAACUGGCUUGGAAUUGGCAAAACAGCCGACCAUUACAACAAUCCUCCUCUGCUGCUGCAGUCUCUGCGCCUCUUCAUACCUCCCCUGCGCCUCGUGUCUGCAGCCAUGUGGCACGUCGUGCAGAGGGGAAAUGUGCAGGACUACGGCAUGGUGGAGGAGUUCAUCAGCACCGUCACAGAAAUCGUGCCAGAACUGCUGAAUGCGGAUCAGAAGGCUCAGCUCCUCCUGGGACUGAGAGCUCGGGUGGUUCUUGAAUUGUGUCGAGCCGAGCAGAUAAGAGACACAGAAACCAUCGAGAUGCACCUGGAUCGGAUCAAGGCCCUCAUAUCCACAUGGGCGGCGCAGCCGUGUUUUGCAGAGGUCGAGUUUCCAGAGUCAAACUUUGCAGACCAAGUGGAAUUGUUGUUGAAAGACCCUGAAGAGAAGGAGAAGUUCUUCCAGGAUGUUUUCCCCACAGAUUUUGGGCCUGAAUAUGACAGUGCUCUACAAGUGCUGAUGCUUGACUUCUUAUCCAGACUGGAGAAGCUUCUUCCAGUACCAGACAUUCAACAGACUGCCUCCAUGCUCGGCGCCGUCCCCGCCGCCCUAGAGGAGUGUACACACUCAGUUCCUGACCCACAACACCUGAAAACUGUGCUCCUGUACCACACAACGCUGGGACAUUUUGACCUCUCUGAUGAAACUCAGACCAUUCCGUCUUCGUUUGGGAACUGCAUCCUCUCUUCGCUGUCCCUCCCUCAGCUGGAGAAGGUUGUGAUCGAUCCCGACCAAAUACAGCUGCAGCCUUCAUCGGAGCAGAUGCAAGGCUGCAUGACCGUCCAGGUGGAGGGUGAGACUGUGACGCUGCUGGACUACAUACACAUCGAACAGCCACCCGGUUUGGUGGAGCCUGACGAUCACGAAGAGAACGACGUAAACGAGGAGGAAACGGUUGGAGAUGCGCAAGAGGACACAGGUGACAAUUUAAAGCCGGCAGCUUUUCAGCCUCUAAAACAAAGCAAAAGGCUCCAGCUGAAGAGAAAAGCUUUAAAAGAUAAGAAAGAGUCAAUGACAGCUAAGAAGCAAAGAAAAAAAUACCCCAACAAUAAGACGUGUCCUAUCUGCAGUAAGACUUUCCUUCGAGCUGCAGCCAUGAGGCGGCAUCAGGAGAUUCAUGACGCAAAUCGGGACCUCAGGUACAAGUGUGCCAACUGCGACAAGCGAUUCAGGGACCAUUACGACAUGAACCGACACAUGAUGCGCGUUCAUGAAAAGGGAGAGAUGAGUGUGAGCCCUAAAGAGGAGGACUUGGGGGAUCCGAGCUCCUCAGAUAUAUUAGAAAACAAAAACUGUUCUCUGUGUGGGAAGUAUUUUGCCCGCCGAGUCGACAUGGAGCGACACAUGAAGUCCCACUCAGAGGACCGCCCCUACAAGUGUUCUUUCUGUGAGAAGAAAUUCAAGAAUCCCUAUGUGUUAAAGAGACACCAGAAGGAGAUUUGUAAGAGCAGAGAGCAGAAGAAGCCUAAAAGGAAAGAGACGCAACGCUCAAAUCCACUGCCGCCUACUGAGUCGUUGAUGGAAGGUAAAGUCUGUCCCAUCUGCAGCAGGAUCCUUCCUUGCACCGCCGACAUUGCCAAGCAUUUACGGUCUCACUCAGAGGAGCGCCCUUUUAUCUGCAUCACCUGUGAGAAGGGCUUUAAGUACAAGGACACCUUAAAGAAGCACCAAAUUAUUCACGGUCACGAGGGCAUCAGGGAGGAACAGAGCAAGACGCUGGAACAGAUUCUGGCUGAAGCUGAAACAGGUGGUGAUCCUGAUGGCCUUGAAAAGCAACAAAGUAAUCCAGAUGCACCCGCAGAUGCGUCGGUGGAGUCCCCGUCUGUGCAAAAAGUCACCAAAAAAGCCCUCAAAGUGUGCCCUGUCUGUUCCAGGGCGUUUGACAGCAUCAAAACCCUGAACAGGCACAUACAGUGUCACACAGAUGAUCGUCCGUAUCACUGCGUCCACUGCAAGAAGCGGUUUAAGCACAUGCACGGGCUGAAAAGACACCAGAUUUAUGCCAUUUGUCAUAAGAAAACUGCCAGAUUCACGUGGAAAAGAGAGCCGAAAGCGGGGUCCAGUCAGAGCGAAGUGACCGGUUCUGACGGCCAACAGGGUCCACCGCUGAAGAUACCGGUGUGGUGCUCGAACUGCGGCAAACACUUUGAGUAUCUGUCGGCUUUGAAGGAGCACCAGGAGAACAUCUGCAAAGUUGAGAUGACAGAAAUCAUGAAAUGUGACGACUGCGGGAAAGAGUUCAAGAGCAUGACGAUGCUCAAAGUGCACCAGAGGAUUCACGACCCGCUCUACUGCAAAGAGUGCGGAAAGAUCCUUGCGAACGAGCCCGCUUUCGAGAGGCACAAACUGAUGCACAGGCCGAUGCAGUGCACGAUGUGCGACAAGACUUUUACCUUACUGAGACGCCUGAGGGAACACUACGAGAAGCAGCACGACUUCACCGGGCCGUAUCCUUGCGUACAAUGCGACAAAACCUUCAUCCAGCUGUCCUACCUCGCCAUCCACCAGAGAAUCCACAAAGGAGAGUUCCCUUACAUCUGCAGCAUGUGCCCAGAGAAGUUCAGAUCCUCCAACUGCCUGACGGUGCACCAGCGCAAACACACCGGGGAGAAGCCCUUCCUGUGCUGGCAGUGUGGGAAAUGCUACCGCUCAGCCUCCGAGCUCACGGUCCACAUGGGAACCCACUCGGAGGAGAGACCCUGGGCGUGCACACAGUGCGACAUGGCUUAUCGCACCAAGCUGCAGCUGACCAACCACGUGGAGCAAAUCCACAUCGGCGUCCGGUAUCCCUGCAACAGCUGCGGGAAGCAGUUCAUGAAGGAGACGUCGCUGAAGAGGCACGAGCUCAUCCACACGGGCGAGAGGCCGCAUCAGUGCACGGUGUGUGGAAAGACCUUCCUGACCGCCAACGAGCUCCGCCUCCACAACAGGUACCACACCGGAGAACGGCCGUACAAGUGCGAAGUGUGCGGCAAAGCCUUCAUCCAGUCGGGCUACCUGAAGUCGCACAUGCGCAUCCACACAGGAGAGAAGCCAUUUAAAUGUGACAUUUGUGAUAAAGGCUUUAGGUUGUCGUAUCACAUGAAGAAACACAGGCGGACUCACGCUGGGAAGCCAAAGAGCUACAUCUGUGAGGAGUGUGGGUUAGCAUUCCUCCAGAAAAAAUCCCUCUGGGAACACUCGCUCACUCACGAUGUGAAAAUUGAAUCGUCGUUCGCUGAUGAAGUGAGGAUAGAAUUUCAGUAGAAGCCUCUGUUUUGUUUUCAUGAACUCAUUUUCCUUUAUAUGACGUCCGCGUUUCUCCAGCACUUAAUUUCUUUGUUUGAUUUGGUUUCUAAGUUGGUGCUCUUCUUUGUCUCUUGUUGCAUCGUUGUGUUGAUGCACGUUCUGAAUUCUCAAUAAGUCAUGCAUGUUGGCAUCCAAUGAAUCAUUUCUGCUGACGUUGCUUUUUGAAAUAAAUCAAGCUUGAAUGUUA
Molecule: messenger RNA, 3929 nt
Organism: Amphiprion ocellaris (clown anemonefish)
Lineage: Eukaryota; Metazoa; Chordata; Actinopteri; Pomacentridae
Product: zinc finger protein 420-like
Exons: 8
Coding region: 317-3700 (1127 amino acids)
Biological process (GO): regulation of transcription by RNA polymerase II
Cellular component (GO): nucleus
Molecular function (GO): RNA polymerase II cis-regulatory region sequence-specific DNA binding; DNA-binding transcription activator activity, RNA polymerase II-specific
Source: RefSeq, a predicted model, not a curated record